This is a messenger RNA of Strongylocentrotus purpuratus (purple sea urchin), 10154 nucleotides long. Its product is annotated as serine/arginine repetitive matrix protein 2. Gene Ontology annotation, biological process: regulation of centriole replication. Gene Ontology annotation, cellular component: cytosol; centriole; centrosome. NCBI's taxonomy places the organism in Eukaryota, Metazoa, Echinodermata, Echinoidea, Camarodonta, Strongylocentrotidae. The record is from RefSeq and is a predicted model, not a curated record. The transcript has 12 exons. Bases 293 to 7057 code for a protein of 2254 amino acids.
AUUGAGUAAAUGGAACUGGUUUCGAUCAGGCACAGGUGGUGCUUGCUGGGUUGCACUUUCGUCAUCUCUCCAUCAUAGGAUUUAUGAAAUGGAAAUAUCACUUUCAUGCUGAAUAGAACACCAUGAACUGGUUCUGACUGAGAUGCAAACAAAUCACAAAGACGCUUCUACCCAAGCACCUACCUAGCCCCAUGCAGUCACCCUAGCUGUAAGACCCAAGAUGACCAGUGAGGACAACCAGUGACCAGUGUUUAUAAUUAAUCAGGAAUCUAAUCAAGGAUUGUGCUGAGCCAUGAGUGAUCAGGAGAGGCCUCGUAGCAGGUCUUCUUCUCGCUCUCCAAGACAGGACUCUUGGUAUAUGCUGGUACAGGAAGAGGUUCUUGUCUCAUCUCCGACCCCAUCUCCUCGACGAUCUCUCACCAGCAGUGGAAGUCGUUCCUCAUCUAAGGCCAGUAGCGUGUCUUCCACCCCCAGACCACUCCAGACUACCUCAUCUACUGCUGCAGCUGCACAAAGUCCAGCAUCCCUGCUCCAAAGCACCACCCUAUCACAGCAUCCCCUGGAAGAAGAAGAUGCUGCCCUCACCCAGUAUCCUCUAGAGGAAAGUCUUGAUGAGAAGCAACGUCCUUCAGGCAGUCAUCACAGCAAACAGGGAGAUGCCCAUAUAGAUGUCAUUUCACCUUUAGGUGGAGUACCUGAGAGCGAUGAGGCUGCCCCCGUAGAGCGGUUUGCUCCACUCCCUCUUAAUCUUGAUACCAGCCUUGACUCACAGGAUGGAGAUAAGUUCAGGGGGUUGGCAAAAGGGACUUUCCCUUUUCUUGAAGAGGAUGAGAGUGCAGCGAUGAGCAGUGACACAGACAUUAACAUCCCCCUGUCUGACAAUGAAGAUAAUGAAAGUGGCUUUCCGGAGGAUGCGGAGGAUUUUGGUGUGUCCCAGGAUGCUGUGCAGGAAGCCAUUGCAGAAGUUUCUGCAGACUUUGUGAGCGGUGUACUGUCCAUGUCGGUUUCACAACAUAGCGUGGAGGGUACCAAGAGAAAAUAUGAAAUGAAGGUGGAGGAUAAUGUCGGUGCUGCUGAUAUCCAGUCAAUGGUCAUGGAGGAUGUUCACAGCUCUGCAGCUACUACACCAUGGCAGUCUGAAGGUGGGAUGGAACAACCAACACCAUCCCCUUUUAACCAGGAAAAUAAUGAAAUGGCUUCUGAUCAAAUUCCAAGAGAAGAACAAACGUCUCAACAGAGUCAUGUAUCUGGUUCUAACAGCCAUGGUUCAAGCAGGACUAAAUCAUCCAUGGAUGGUAGUGUUCGGAGUGAAAUAAGUGAAAGGACUGCUUUAUCUACUAUUCAACUGAAGCUUUCAACAGAGGACAUGACUAAGGGAUCACCAAGCAAGUUGCCCCUAGACCUUGACAGUCUACAGCCAUUGGAUAUUGGUGAACACAUGGCUUCUGGAGCUGAAGUUGUAAUACUCAGAGGUUCAGGGGAAGAAUACCUUCAUGGAAAUGAAAGGCGUGCCCAAGAAACUCAAAGACAACAAGAAAUGACACCAAGAAACCACUUGGUAGAUCCAAGAUCAGUGGCAGAGGAUAGAAAUCAAAGGAAUGCUGAUUUCUCAGCGCAAAAUCAAAGGGUUUCCCUUGAACCUGGUUCAAGAGAAUCGCUUCCAUCGCAGUACCUCUCACCCAGUGAAGGAAAUGUGUCAAGAGAUGCUCAAUCAUACAUUCAGUAUCCAAGAGACUUGCAAGGCUCCCCUCGCAAUAUUGGAUUUUCCAGUGAUAAUGAUAGUAACUUUGCAGACAUGCCACAAGGAAGCACUAGAAAUGCAAGGGAUGCUAAUGUGAGUCAACCUAGGAGAGAUGAGGGGACUGAAAGGGAUCUUCUAGCCAGAAGAGUGGCACUUCUUCUACAGGUCAACAGUGAUAUGGAUGCUGGUGUAGGUGGCAGAAGAGCAAAUUUUCCUGGUGGCUCUUUGUCAGGGAGUGGUUCAUCCUCGCAUACCGGCAGCCCAGACAGCAUUGAAGAGGCCACUCUACCGCUUGGAAUUCUUUCUAAGGAUUCCCACGGCUCACCUUCUUCCUACAGGAGAGGAGAUGGACAGUCCCUACCUCCUCCAUCAAGAUCAGAGUCCAGUGGAAGCUCUAAUGCAGACUCCCUGGCUGAGCAUGUCAAAAGACUGCUCCAAGAAUCUGAGAGUAUGCGCAAACUUCACACAGCAGGGAUUUCUCCACAACAACUGCUAAGCAUUCAGGCAGAGAUGGGCAGAAGGUCCCCUACAUUAUCAGAAGCAAGCACAUCAAGUUCUGUAAGGGAUAUUGUUAACAGAGUAGUCAGGCACUCUAGAACAGGUAGUGAGAGCGAUGAUAGUGUUGUAAGACCUCAAGAAGCCUACAUGUCUCCCUCUCAUUCUCUGUCAGGUAGUACCACUGUACCAUUAGGGUCUAGCGGUGGACUUCAGGAAAGCACCAAAGUUACAUUCCAGGAUACAUUCCAGGCUAAUCGUUCACAGAACGCUGCUAGGUCAGGCAACACAAGCCAGUCCUCAUCAAGUACACUUACUAAUGACUCCCUGUCACAAAGAGUACAGCAGCUUCUCAGUCUUGCCGAUGAUACUCUUACCCACCAACCUGAUGUUGCCAGUGAGAGGUUGUCAAGAGAGGAUUUACUAGCUCUGGUCCAAAUUGCUGAGCUAGAGAAGAAAAUCAGUGAGUCAAGAUCAAAUUCACAAUUGCAAGGUUCACCUAGGUCAUCCCCAAACUCUAGAAUGUCAUCCACCAGAGUUGCUAUUGGCAGAUCCACAUCUGCUAAAGACAACUCUGUCGCAAGUACCGAUUCUCUAGCUUUACGGGUUCAAGCAAUCCUUGGAAGAGAGGCACCAGGAGAGCGAGUAGACCGUAUCAUUUCAGAAGCUCUUAGUACAGGUGAUCCUUUGGUUUAUGAGAGGAAUCUAUCCAAUUCAUCUCUUGAUAGCAAAUAUUCAUCUGCAAAGCCCCAAAGGAUAUCUUCAUCAAGAGAGUUUGAAGAUCCUUUAACUACAGAUGCAACACAGAGACCGUUUGGUGCGUUUGAUAGAGCAAGGGACAUGCUGACUCUUCAUUUGCAACGUUUAGAAGAAAAAACAUUUGACCAUAGUGUUGAUACAAGAACCCCGUUCAGACACGACAACAAUGCCAACAUGAUUGUGAACAGGGUUGAAUACGAUACCCUAACUCAGAAUCCAUCACAGCAGCUAUCUGAACAUGACUUCCAGACCCAAUCCUCUGGUUCCCUCGGCAAGCCAAUAUCUACAGACCAGGUCUUCUAUGGACUCUUACCUGAACAGAUCCCGUCACACUUACAAAUGCCCCAUGACCAAAGUACAGAUGAGUUCCAAGUUCUUCAGUCGGUAGAUUCACCAGCAAGGCCAAAGUCCUGGCAGGGUGAUCCUCGGCAGCUGUAUCCUCGAUAUCAGUCUAGUGGUAAAUACCAACCUGAGAAUGACAAUAUGCCUCCAGGUCAAGACAGUCAGGUCAUGGAUGACAGCUUAUUUGCAAUGCAGAGGUCCAACUCUUCACCGGACAUGAAAGUGGAAAAGAAGUCAUUUCCAGGAGCAAAGGCGACGUCUUCAUCAUCUCCUCAGAGAUCAGGAACUUGGGGAAGAACAAACCAGUUCCAAGACCAUCAGCAGCAGCAAACAUCUAGAUUACCAGGCAGUAAACUACCUGUUCUUUCACAUGGUCAUACAAAGCAAGGACAACAGUAUCCUCAAGAAAGACAGCAGGAAUACCGUAGUCCACCCUCCUCCCAGACACCCCAACACCUUCCAUCGCAGCAGCAGCAUCGACAGGUUCAUCCAGAUUACAGCACCAAUAGCUGGCCGAGAUCACUCUCCAAAUCAAGAUCUGGUGGAAGUCCAACCACGAGGCCAGAGACAAGUCCAAGAACGGAGCAAAGACAAAGUUUUGGCAAAGAUUCUUCUGCCACUGAAGGCUUCCUGAAGCCAUACAGACCUCCAGGAAGUUCAGAUGUGAUCUAUACCUACCCUAUCGAUGGACCGACUGUUCAGGAUGGAUCUCCAUCUAGAAGUGUAUCAACUCUAGAGAGCUCACAUGCUGGAUCUAAUGACGCAAACGCACCUAAUUUCCCCGUUGAUGCAUACGGCAGCAGACCUAAUCAAGAUUCGCCACAUACCUCCAAGAUUCCUAGAUACGACAGAGGACAGACUUCACCUGUAAGGAGUCCACAUGAGAGAAGCCGCGAACAGGGCCUGUAUGUGGAUGAUCACAAAGGAGGGAGGAGCUACAGGAGGUCGUUGAGCGAUAGCAGCAGACAGGAACAGGUGCGGGAGAAGGAGAAAGUUGGGCGACAGAUAUCACUAAGUCCUCAACACAAGCCAGGAAGAUCAAGGACAUCAGGGGUGAAGCGAGAACACUCAAAAUCCCCUCCAGAACCAGUACCCUAUGGGCAGAUGCCUUACAACCAAAGACAAGCUUUUCAGAUGGAGACAGGAGGGAUGCAGGCAAGGGAUGGAUCAAUUACAGGACACCCUGUCAGAGACAGAGCAACCUUAGAGCAAGGAGGAAUCGGUGGACAAGACCCUAGGGAAAGAUUUGGAUACAGAUCUCAGCCUAGACCACUUAGCUGGGAUCCAUCAAGACAGAGUCAACCAAUGGACUACAGAGGGGCUUACCCUCAGGACGCCCAGUACAGACAACAGUAUGGCAUCCCCGGUGGCAUGGCUCCGAUCCCCCCUCCUGCUUCAACUACCGACGCGACCUCACCAACAAAGAUUCCAAGGUUCAGGCCAGGUUCAGAGCAGCCACCACUGAGAUACAUGCCAGUAGGUGCAGAGAGGGCGGAGAGACGGAGGCCAGAGUACACUGAUAGACAGUAUCAGGAGUAUGGGCAACGUGAAGUUCCUCAGCUACCAGGAACCUACAGCAGACAAGUGCUUGAAGACAUCCUGCAGGAUGAAUCGGAUCCCCUCUACCGUGAAGCAUCCAUAAUGUGGGAUCAAUACCAACGCUUACAGCAGCAGAAGGAGGCCAGGAGAGAGGCUAGGAGAGAGGUCAAGGGUCAGGAUGAGUCUGACCUCUCUAGUCUAGAUUCUAGGAGAGUCAACAGGCUUGCCCAUCUAGUCCAAGACCCAGUCCAGCAUACUGUGCAACAUUUUGUCGGAGAUGAGACGGAUAGUCGUGACAGCAGUAGUACUACCCUGACGGAUUCUUCUACACCUAGACAGAGAAGAAAGUGGGUGAGAGACCAACAAGGCUUCACACCAAGGGAACAAUCUCCUGAUAAGAUGGCCAGAAAUGGAGAGUUCCAGCGUAGGGUAUCACCAGAAGAAAUUGCAGCCAUAGUCCAAAAAUCACCCACAAAAGAGUCUAGGAUACCAAGGGUGACUACUCAACAAAAUGGCCAUCAGCAGGACAAGAGAAAGAGAAGAGAUGAAAAACAUUCCUCAAAACGCUCUCCUGAACAAGAGCCGAUAGAAUCACCUCUGGGAGACAAUAUCACCCAGGAAGCAUUAUCCAGUGUGCUUACGGCAACUGAGGAGACAUUAUUGACGGAUAUGAGUCUUGAGUCAGAUAGAUUGCUAGAGCUCCUUGGACCAGAUGGAAUCCGCAAGUUGAGCUCUAAGCUGGUUAAGCUACAACGGAAGAUUGAUAGGCAACGUGAACACCAUAGGAAACGCACAGAAGAGCAGAGCAGAGACAAACAGUCCACAAAGACGAAAGCACAUCGUCAGGAUGUUCCCGUUUCCAGUACACCAGCAGUGGAUGAUCUAUCGUCAACAGCAACGUCUGGGACCAUGGAGGAGGUUUCUGAUACUGCUGGUGCAAACCUACGUGUUGGGAAGCAGACGUCUCUUGAGCCUUCCUUGAGUCCAGUCCAGGAAGCAUCCUUCCGAUCGACUGAGGACUCUGUCUUCGACACUACAGAGAGUACUUCAACAGAGGCUUCCGUUCCAGACAGGAAGAUCACCAGGCAAGGAAGGGUCGUAGACGAUGGACAAACAGUGAAGAGGAGGAAAGACUUUGCUCAUCAUGAUGACUUUGGCGUGACGUACAACACAGAUUCAUUCAGCGAUGCUGGAUCUGAUACCAGCGUCCCGUGUGCCUGUAAGCCAAAGCGUUCCCAUUCCAUACAUGGCUUUACAAGCAGAGCUAGGGAACAUGCCACGGACAAAAUGAGCAAAGAAGAUAAACCAGACACGGAGAGAGAUGAAGUCUUCAAGAAACCUUCCAAAGGUUCGUCGUCACGGAUCCCUGUCAGGGACUCCGACCCUUCCUCCAGGAAUGGAACCAAUGCUGCAGGAUCAGCGCAGGAUAAGCCUCAGAAGGUGAAACCAGGUACAGCAUUCGUGAUUGACGUUGGGCGAGGUGACAGAGAGAACGGAAAGGAUACAGUGUUGACAGGAAAGCAGAAUUACAGUAACAAAGAUGUUGAAGAGGAAGAUGAAGAGAGGAGGAGGAGAAGGAGUGAGAGGAUAGCUGCUAAGCAGAUACAAGCAAAGGAGAAUGAAGCUCCUUCAAGAAUCCCUAAGAAGAUUGUACAACCUGUUGCAUGGUUUCAACCAAUAGCUAAGAAGAUGCCAUGGCAACAGGAAACACCCACCAAGGCCAAGCCUCAACCAAUGAGCUUUCCUGUUAACAAUGAAGAGACCGCCCCUAAGCCUGGUGACAAGGCAUCUCUGCAGGUCGCAUUUGAGAAGCAUCGCAGUGACUUUAUUUCCAAGUCUCGUGAAAGGCAACGAAAGAUGAGGCUUGCUGCAGAGGAGCGUCACACACAGGCACAGUUUGAACUAGAGAGGGCGCAAAUUUUCGCUGAUCAGCGAAGCAAGAAACCGAAUCCCAAUGCACAUCCCCUCAGUGAUCAACUGCACAAACCAAAGAAGAGGGCAAUGUCUAAGAAACAGAUGAAAGAACAUACAGAGAAGUUAUACAACCGUCUCCCUGAAGUGAAACAGAAAGAGAAGGAGAAGAAGAAAGCUCAAGAUUCAAAUCUGAAUAGGAUCAGAGCUCAGAUGUAUCGCAAGAAACUGAGUGAUAAGGUGAAGGGAAAACCCUUUCCAGGAAGCUGAUUGAAGGACAGCCAGGAGUAGUAGCUCACAGCAUACACAGCAUAGUAACAUUAGUAGAGUAAAAUAUCCAGUGCUUGCCUUUGUAUAGAAGCAGAGAAAUGUAACUAGUAUUGUUAGAUUAGUACCUUGAGAUAGGCAGACAGGCAGAGAGAAAUACAUGAUAACAAUACAAACUGUGUUGUUUUAUUGAUCCAUUAUUUUAAAUGUACUAUUAGAAUCACACAUGAAUACAGAUGACUAGCAAGAACAAAAUGCACUGAUGAUUAUCCAUCAUCACCUAAAUGAUUUUUGUUUUUUUUCUUUUUGUUUUUUUUAAUAAUUUAAUUAUGGUAUAUUUUUUGUACAACUUUUGGAUGAGGUCCUAAAUGGUGAAAUGUUUAAACUGAGACAGUUCUUCAACAUUUGAUUUUCGUUCUUUCAAAUCUAUCAAUCAAGGAUUUUACAAGAGAUGUCUGUCAUUGUAAUAGUUCAAACAGCCAACUGGUGUUACUCAUUUUUUAGACCUUGCAUACAAAAUGCCAAAGAAUUUUACUGACUAAUUUUUAUUUCAUAAGCCAGAAAACAAUUCAGGUAUAUAUGUUGUACUCACAAGUAGUUUCUCAUCACAUAUACAUGUAAUAUGUAGGACCACCUAUAGGGCACCAACUCCAGGGGGGUGUUUCACAAAGACUAAGAUUAACUUAAGUUGGACUUGGAACUAUGGCAGGCCAUUCAUACCAUUGUUCUCUCAAGGGACGUUAUCUACAAAUCUACAGAAUUUACAUUUUUGAUAGUUCAUUGUUGAUGAAAAAAGGUUACUUACAUUGUAAACUUAUGUAAUAUUUAAUACUUGGACUUAUAAACCUUAUAAAUUAUGAUCUGUACAUGAUUUUUUCCUUCAAUAAUGAACUAUCAAAAAUGUAAAUUCUGUAGAUUUGUGACCACAAUUUGUACAUCCUUAGAGAGACAAAUGCCAGGAAUAGUGAGAGCAACCAGUGGCAUAAACGGCCUGCCAUAGUUCAAGUCCAACCUAAGUCAAUCUUAGUCUUUGUGAAACGCUCUCCAGAUGAGUUUAAUUGCACCACUAGUAUGACGUAGCUACCAGUAUGCAAUAGUAUCCUCUGUUGAGAGCCAGAAGGGUGUUAUUAAACUCAAACUGUUUUCAAGCAUUCCUGACAAAUCAAAGGACCAAGAUAAACCAAAGAUACAGAAGAACAUUCGGAUCAAAUUGGAUUCCCCACUGAGAUUAACUUCACCGAACAAUGAAGUGCCAAAUUAUCUGUGUUUUUAAUGUUUGUUGAGAGGUAGAAAGGCCUUACAUGUAUUCAGGAACUAAAGUCCUUCUGGCUGUAAUGCUCUAAAAGACAUAAAGAUGGCAUUUUUUAAAUGUAAACAUAAUUCUUCAAAUGUAUAUAUAGAGGGAGAGUUUUGCUGGUAAUACAAGUUGUAGGUGAUGUGUUCCUAUUGUUGAAUGGUAUUCAUCUGUCCUAAAGCUGUUAUGCACAAAUUUCCCUUUCAAAUGUAUUGUUGCAUUUUAAAUAACUCUGCUUUCCCUGUAAUUCCUCCAGUAAAAAAAAAAGAGGGAAAAGAAGAUUUUUUGUAAGUUUUUGAAAGGUUUCUACCAAGCUUCUUGCCCAAGUGCUUUUAUUUCUCUUAGCAAUGUAAUGUUUAUAACAAGUAACUUUUGAGAUUUCAUUGUAUUUAUUUGCUUUUCUUGCAUAAUAUCUGCCUGUAUCGUUGGAGAUUCUUUAGUGUGUGCCUCUCAAUUCCAUUCCAUUUUUCCUUUCAAGUGAAUUUAUUUUGUGCAUUUAUUUUGAUAUGUAAAAAGUGUAAAUUAUUAAUAUAAAGAGAGGAAGUGUAUUGUACAUGCCAACCAAAUUGUAUAUGUGUAUAUACACAACUUUGUACAAUUUCCAGAUCUAUUGACAUGUAAUAAGUUUAGUGUGAAUUUGACGUGAAUUUCAUUAAUUUCAUCUCAGGUGUCUGUUCUAUCUGAAAUUCUUUCUAGUCUUCUUUUUUGUAGCAGUAGGAAAAGAGAUAAAAACAAAUAAAAAACACUAGGGUGGUGUUUCACAAAGCCUUUUUUCAAUGACAGAUGACAAAAAUCAGUGACAAAUCUGCUGAUAACCAAUAAGAAUCAUGGAUUUCACUAGCUUAUAACAAAAACUGUCAUUUUUCACUGAUGACAAGUUUUGUGAAACACCCCUGCUCUCUCCCUACACAUGUGCACACACUCUUGCAUCUGUUGUAAUAGGUUAACUCUUUCUAUGCUGCAGAUUGAAACUCUAGAUUGCUACAAUGUGUGGAGUAUAUUAUACAUGUACAUUGUAUGUGUGACAAACGUUGUCUGUGGUGAUCCACCACUUGUUUCAAUAGUCGAUCAAAGCAAGUAUAAGGUUAAGGAGGGAAACAGCCAAAUUAUCUUACAGGUAUUUUUUUUACUUGUAGCAGUGAUUGUCGUGGGCACAUGGCUGUUUAUUCGAUUUAAAGUUUUUUGUGUUGAAAUUCAUGUAAGAGCAGUACAAACAUUACAAGAAGCUGAUACCAAAGUUGUGUUUAUUGUUUGUACAUCAAUGGAUUGUGAAUGGUUGAAAUUUGAUAAGAAGUGCAUCUCAAAGUGAUCAGCUGGAUGAAAUAAAUGGUGUUUAAUGGCGCAUGUGAUAGCUUCCAGGUGCAUGUAUGAAACCCAAGAUGGUCCAAUCAUAUGAUGACAGUUCUUAUUCCUCAUUACCAUUCCUCUAGAUUUAGGCUCUGUACAUUGUAAGUUGGGAAACUUUUGUCUGAAUUAAAGAUCUCAUCCAUAAGCUAUUAGAAGAUUUUAGAAGGCAAUACCCUAUUGAGUUUGAUUUCCAACAUACAUUUCACCUUUACCAAGAAGCAAAUAGUAAAUUUGGAUUCAAAAUGGCUGACCGUAAUAACAGAUAUAUUUAGAUGUAGAUACCUAUUUUCAAGAUUUAUUAUGUGCUGAGGGGAGAAGAGCAUUCAGAAAUGAUCUGUGACUUAAUCAAAGCAAAAAGUUUGUACUACAAGUGAUUUUUAGUGAGGAAAUUAUUAAUUCAGUUUUUUCUAUAAAGUAAUUAUUAUUUGUCUAGUCUUCCCAUACAUGUACCUCUCAUUU